CAAAUUCUAGUAGGGAAGGGUGAUGGAGUCUGAAAGGUCCCAGAUAACGCAUGUUGUUCCAAGAGGCAUGGUACCUGAUUGUGUCAUUGUGAUGUACUGAAAAGUACAUUGCUAGCAUUGGGUUCCUCUAGGAUGAAGAAACUUGAAAUAGCAAAGUAAAGCUGAGGCCAAGGUUAAGCCAAGGUUUCAAGGGCUGGAGAAGGCAAAUAGCAUGUAACCUUUGGGUCAGACACUUCCAGUGUGGGAUACAAACGUUGUUAUGACUGGCCAAUGUUCUGCUUUGUUCCAAGAAACAUUACCUGACUAGAUCCACAGUGUAUCAGUUGAUGCCCCUCUGACUGGCACUGCCCUAGAUUCUGUGGUGCAGCUCCUAAAAACAAUCCACUGCUCUAGACUUGGUGCAAUCUAUGAUAUAUUUUGAAGAGUCUGUUCGUGGAUUUGUUUGUGCAAAGCAGCAGCCAUUCCCGGGCCUUCAUCAAGUCCGAAGCCUGCGAAUUCCUGUUUUUGAUGACCCAGUGGAGGACUUGUAUAAAUAUUUUGAACAGUGCAGCAACGCCAUCGAGGACACAGCACGGAGUGGUGGAAAAUGCUUAGUUUAUUGUAAAAAUGGUCGCAGCAGAUCUGCAGCGAUCUGCAUGGCCUAUCUGAUGAGACACCAAAAUCUCACUCUUCAGGAUGCCUUUGAGACUGUGAAGACUGCCAGACCAGGAGUAGAGCCCAACGCAGGAUUUUGGUCUCAGCUGCAGAGAUAUGAAGAACAUUUACAGAUGCAGCAUCCAUUGGGUUAUUCUUCUAAAAAAAAAAUUUCUUCCAAAUAAAUAUAAUUCAGACCAAUGUACUAUACUAUACUAUACUAUACUAUACUAACCAAUGUAGUAUUAUUUUCCCCAAUCCUGUAAACAACCCACAAUGGCAUCAGGUGUGAAUUUUCUCAUUCUCCAUUCAGCUCAUUUAGGUGCUAACUUUAAAGCCUAAUAAAGACUCUCAGAAGUAUUUUCUUGCUGAUCAUUUUAGAAGAUGGAGUGGGGUAGGAGAGCAGCUCACAAGAGGCAGAAUAUGCUGCAGGGGGAAAGGAGCAGAGGGAAGCAAGGAAGAGAAAUGAACAGAGAAGGGGGACAAACAGAAAGGAUAGGAAAGGAAGAAACACGUAGGCUGUGACUACAUUGGCAAGAUUUUGCGCAAAAGCAGCCACUUUUGCACAAAAUCUUGCCACCUGUCUACACUGG
Messenger RNA from Pelodiscus sinensis (Chinese soft-shelled turtle), 1226 nucleotides. The record is from RefSeq and is a predicted model, not a curated record. NCBI's taxonomy places the organism in Eukaryota, Metazoa, Chordata, Testudines, Trionychidae.